AUGACAAAAGAGCGUGAUGCUUGUUCCAAGCUGACGGCGAGGAGGGAAGCUGUACAACAAACGAAGUACGAAGUGGAGUGCCAAGGUGGAACAGAGCUGUUGCGAUGCGAUUCCGCUACCACAGACAAGAAGAAAGCCGAAUGCAGGAUACGCAGAGCUACGUCGACGCUUCGACUCAUAGAACAACCCUACGCGACCCGUGGCAGGCCUCAGAGCAGUAGCGUACAGUUGCUGCGUCGGUGCUUCGCAAAAUCUGACGCACACCACAGUCCACGACGCCCACAGAUUGCCGUGUUUGUUGUCUUUGACGGUGUUUCGGAAGCCUUGGCUGACGCCGCUGCCAACACCGAAGUCCGAAGUGAUUUCGGACCGCGGUUUGACCUACCACCUAUGGUGCUGCCGGCCCCCUUUUCACAGAAAGUUUUGUCUCUUGUCUGUACCAUCGUAGUACCUUGGAGGAAAUCCCGAUUGUCGUCGGUCACACCGACUCAAGUCUCCCAUCUUCCCAUCUCGUCUUUGAAUGCUCGCUACUCGACAGUACACCCCGCUUCAGAAGGAUACUCCAAGCCCGUCGAAAGCGUCGACGCAAGCUCUUUGACCAUCAUGGUUGCACAAGGUGGCUUGUCCGCAUCGCUGGGCAACGUCUCUGCCUUUGUCUACAGCUGGACACCCAUGAUCCUGCUCAUGAGCUACUCGGUCUUCAGCUUCUUCUUCUACAUUGUCAUCCCACCCACCCUUCAAGCCGUUCUCUUCUACAUCUACCUCGUUCUCCAAACGCUCACCGCUCUCUCCGUAUCCACCGAGGCCAUGCAGUCCAUCCGACCCUCGGUCAAGGCGAGACGGGCGUUCCGCAAAGCAGCCAAGGAAGGCUGGGGCGAGACCGAGAACGGCAAGCCCUGGCCCAAGAUCGACAUUGUCCUCGUCGCCUACCUCCCCAACGAGCAGGAUAUCAUCAUGCGACAGUUACGUUACGCUCUUCGCGAGAUCAACUACCCCAGCGACAGGGUCAUGAUCAACCUCGUCUACAACACGCCCAAACCCAUCGAGCCGGUCGAAACCGAACUGCGCGAGCUGGAACAGGCACAUGCCAGAUUGCGCGUCAUCAAAGUUCCCAACUCGACCUCGAAAGCCGACAACAUCAACCACUACCUCUCGUUGGAUUUCAAGUGCGAUAUCAUCACGCUCUACGAUACCGACCACUAUCCGGAUCCGAAUGCGUUGAGAUGGGUGGCGCGUAGGUUCUUGCAAGGCGGUAUCGAUAUCAUCCAGGGACGUUGUUGCGUGUACAACUACGACGAGACUUGGUUGACGCGUUUGGUGGCGGCAGAGUUCGAUAUGAUUUACGGCGUGAUGCAUAGCGGAAGAGCAGAGGUGCAGGGGUACGGCUUUUUUGGUGGAUCCAACGGGCAUUGGAAUGCGAGUCUGCUCAAGACGUUGGGUAUGCAGAAGCACAUGUUGACCGAGGACAUUGACAGUUCCAUGCGGGCUAUCAUCUCGGGUGCACGGAUCGAGUACGAUCUCAAGGUGCUCUCCUACGAGCUCGCUCCAGAAACGCUUCCGGCUCUGCUCAAGCAGCGCCUCAGGUGGGCUCAGGGGUGGACGCAGGUGGCCUUCCGACACGCCAUCCCCGCCAUCCGUCGAGGCGCCUACAGCGACAACAACGGCAUUCGUUCCCGAAUCGGUCUCUUCCAGCUUCUCGUCUAUCGUGAGAUCUUCUUCCACAUUCAGCUCGGCUUGUUCUUCAUCCUGCUAUCGGGCUUGAUCCUCAGCUUACCCCACGAAGGUCUCAAGGCGUGGUUCAACAAUUUUGGCGGCUUCAGCCUCGCCAUGUGGAUUUUGGGGUUGAAUCUCAUCUGUCUCUUUGUGACGAUGUGCAUCACACUCAAGAACCGCUCCAACUUUACCCACCCGAUGGGCAUUAUCCUGUUUGGACUCCUCUCGCCGUUCUACUACACGGCGGUCAGCUUUUCUUCCGUCUUUUGCCACUUUAGGGAGUUUGUCAAGUUCGAAAAGUGGAACCCGACGGCUAGAGGUGCCAAGAAGCCAGCAGCAUAG
This is a messenger RNA of Pseudozyma hubeiensis SY62, 2055 nucleotides long. Its product is annotated as cellulose synthase catalytic subunit. The record is from RefSeq and is a predicted model, not a curated record. The transcript is spliced from 4 exons. Bases 1 to 2055 code for a protein of 684 amino acids. NCBI's taxonomy places the organism in Eukaryota, Fungi, Basidiomycota, Ustilaginomycetes, Ustilaginales, Ustilaginaceae.